Messenger RNA from Trichechus manatus latirostris (Florida manatee), 843 nucleotides. RefSeq names its product natural killer cell cytotoxicity receptor 3 ligand 1 (gene NCR3LG1). The coding region runs from base 1 to 843 and encodes 280 amino acids. Gene Ontology annotation, cellular component: MHC class I peptide loading complex. Gene Ontology annotation, molecular function: TAP complex binding; MHC class I protein complex binding. Lineage: Eukaryota; Metazoa; Chordata; Mammalia; Sirenia; Trichechidae. Gene Ontology annotation, biological process: peptide antigen assembly with MHC class I protein complex. The record is from RefSeq and is a predicted model, not a curated record. The transcript has 4 exons.
AUGGUCGCGGGGUUGGCAACCCACUGGCCGUGGAGCUUCGUGGGGCGGCUCCUGGUUCUGGUCUUUUCUCUUACUGCUGCAGGUUUCCUGGAAGUGCAGAUGGCAGGAAGGACUCAGAUCGUGUUGCUGAAUGCCAAUGCCACCAUCUUCUGCAAGAUUCCUGGUUCUCCACACCUGGACAUCAGGAUUAUGGGUAUCACCUGGUUUUGGAAAAGUCAGGAAUCUUCAGAGGAGGUCAAAAUAUUUGAGUUUUUUGGAGAUCACCAAAAUCCAAUCCGACCUGGAGCCACUGUGUCUCUAAGUAGGCUGAAGAAGGGGGAUGCUUCAUUGCAGCUACCUGGGGUGCAGCUGGAGGAAGCAGGAGCAUACCGGUGUGAGGUGGUAGUCACCCCUCAGAAGGCACAGGGAUGGGUCUGGCUGGAGGUUGUGGCUUACCCAGCCAGCAGCUUGUUGCCGGAGACAGCUAUGGUAGAAACUAAUGAAGAACAAACUCUUGUGUGCAAGACAAGUGGGUUCUACCCAGAAUCCAUUAACAUAACAUGGCAGAAGUGGACCCAAAAGUUUACUCAGUUCAUGGAGAUUUCUGAGGGCAUCACCACUGGUCCCACAAUCAAGAACAAUGAUGGCACAUUUAAUAUCACUAGCUUCUUGAAGCUAAAGCCCACUGUGGAAGACAGUGGGAAUGUCUAUCAGUGUGUGGUAUGGCACAAACUCUUGUCCAGCUCCUUGAGGUUCAACUCCACCGUGAUCGUGAACAAGUCUGAGAAGAAUUACUUUUGGGUUGGUGGUGUCUUUGCUGUACUUGUAUUUAUUUUUGUAUUUAUAUUUCUCAAGAAAAGGUAA